CAACAGGUGUGUUAGUGUCUGCUACUCACUCCCUCCCUCGCUCUCCAGAAACACCCCCUGACCAUCCACUCACUGUACUCGUUACCUCGUCCCUCGUUGCUUCCAGCAGCGCAGAGUGCCGUGAGAGAGCACAUACCAGCGCUGGGGCGAUGAAAAGCGCCGGCAUUCAUCGCUGAUAAGGAAGGCAGGGGAAAGAUUUUUGUGUGUGUGGGUGUAACUGUACGCUGCCGCAUGCAAGUGCGUUUUGCAUUGUUGAGAGAGAGAGGGAAAAAAAAGUCCAGAAGUCGUUAUAUAGGACGAGGCAAUAGAUUUUCGCGUGACCAAGACAAUGAUUGAUCGGAUGUGUGGGGGUUCAAGUGAGAGGUUGACCAGUGCAACUUGCAGUCAGACCCGUACGAAGGUGGAGGUCUGAAUAUAUUAAUUAACUUGUCUGUCUCUACUACACCACCAUCACUGCACCAGUGAUACCGUCACUGCACUAGUGCUGCCGUCACUGCACUAGUGCUGCCGUCACUGCACUAGUGCUGCCGUCACUGCACUAGUGCUGCCGUCACUGCACUAGUGCUGCCGUCACUACACUAGUACUGCUGUCACUGCACCAAUGAUACAGUCGCUGCACUACUGCUGCCGUCACUGCACUAGUACUGCUGUCACUACACCAGUGAUACCGUCACUGCACUAGUGCUGCCGUCACUACACUAGUACUGCUGUCACUGCACCAGUGAUACCGUCACUGCACUAGUGCUGCCGUCACUGCACUAGUGCUGCCGUCACUACACUAGUACUGCUGUCACUGCACCAAUGAUACAGUCGCUGCACUACUGCUGCCGUCACUACACUAGUACUGCUGUCACUGCACCAAUGAUACAGUCACUGCACUAGUGCUGCCGUUAUUGCACCAGUGCUACAGUCACUGCACUAGUGCUGCCGUCACUGCGCUAGUACUGCUGUCACUGCACCAGCGAUACCGUCACUGCACUAGUGCUGCCGUCACUGCACUAGUACUGCUGUCACUGUACCAGUGAUACCGUUACUGCACUAGUGCUGCCGUCACUACACUAGUACUGCUGUCACUGCACCAAUGAUACAGUCACUUCUCUAGUGCUGACGUUAGUGCACCAGUGCUACAGUCACUGCAUUAGUGCUGCCGUCACUGCACUAGUACUGCUGUCACUGCACCAGUGAUACCGUCACUGCACUAUUGCUGCCGUUAUUGCACCAGUGCUACAGUCACUGCACCAGUGAUACCAUCACUGCACUAGUGCUGCCGUCACUACACUAGUACUGCUGUCACUGCACCAGUGAUACCGUCACUGCACUAGAGCUGCCGUUAUUGCACCAGUGCUACAGUCACUGCACCAGUGAUACCAUCACUGCACUAGUGCUGCCGUCACUACACUAGUACUGCUGUCACUGCACCAGUGAUACCGUCACUGCACUAGUGCUGCCGUUAUUGCACCAGUGCUAGAGUCACUGCACCAGUGAUACCGUCACUGUACUAGUGCUGCCGUCACUGCACUAGUGCUGCUGUCGCUGCAUAAGUAAUACCAUCACUGCACCAGUGAUACCGUCACUGCACUGGUGCUGCCGUUAUUGCACCAGUGCUACCAUCACUGCAACAGUUCCGUCACUGCACAAAUGCUACCGUCACUGCUCAAGUGCUACCGUCACUGCACCAGUGGUUUCAUCACUACACCAGUGAUACCGUCACUGCAUUAAUAGCAUCAUCACUGCACCAGUACUGCCCUCCCUUCACCAGUGUUACCGUCACUGCAUCAGUACUACUACUAUCACUACACAAGUGCUGCCAUUACUGCCUCAGCGCCAUCAUUGUAGCAGUGCCAUAAUCACUGCACCUGUGCUACCGUCACUGCAUCAGUGCUACCAUUACUGCACGAGUGCUACUAAACUACACCAGUGCUACCGUCACUGCACCAGUGCUACCGUCACUGCACCAGUGCUACUGUCACUGCACCAGUGCUACUGCCACUGCAGCAGUGCUACCGUCACUGCACCAGUGCUACCGUCACUGCACCAGUGCUACUGUCACUGCACCAGUGCUACCGUCACUGCACAAGUGCUACAGUCACUGCACCAGUGCUACCGACAUUGUAUAAGUGCUACCAUCACUGCACCAGUACUACCAUCACUGCACCAGUACUACCAUCACUGCACAACUGCUACCAUUACUGCCUCAGUGCCACCAUCACUGUAACAGUGCCACUUCAGUAUAUAUAAUCCUACCGUCCCAUAUUGUUUCCUCUUGUGGACAUUACAAUAUUCAAAUGUUUCUUUAGUUCAUGUAGCGACCACUUGUACUCCCCAAGACUCUCUGAUAGCUGUUGUUGACUGUACUGUAAGAGAGUCCUCUUUAUGUAACGUUUUCUCACCCAAAGUGAGUGGUAUUGUGAGAAUUAGUUAUCAUCUUACAGGGUGAUAUAUACGUGCUUACCAGGCUCCCCCUUGUGACGUCUCUUUUAAGCACCUCUUUCAGCUUUUUGUUCUGUUUAAGGAUUGAACAUGUUCAACCAGUCUUUUCUGAUUUCUUCAUUACCUUCCUGUCAACCCACCUUACUAUGUUAUAAGAUCUCAUUAAGAUAGGAAAUUUGCAGUGUGUGUUUAUCUUAACCACCUGCGUCAGUCAACCCACAGUUCCUGGUUGGUAUUUCUUGAGCCUUUAUGAAUCUGUAAAGACUCGCCUUCACCUCAACUCAUCACAGAGACUGUAACUUUCUCUUGUUUUAAGUUUAUGUUCGGAGAAAGUUGCCUUUAGCUAUUACCUUCCCUCUGUGGCUCCUAGCCUUCCAGUCUACUAGAAGGCUAGCUUUCUUUCCCUCUCUCUCUGACGUAGGCUAAGGAGAUGUGUGCCCCUCACCCUCGAUAGUAAAUAGAUGCCAUUCCUUUACCUUGGAUAGCAAGGGAUGCCUGUCCCUCAUCCUGGAUAGCUAGGGGAUGCCUAUCCCUCACCCUGGAUAGUCAAGAGGAGUCACGGUGCCCCCGCGGGGGUAGGGAGGCCAGGAUGUGUUCCUCCCUAGCCUCGGGGAGCCUGGACGGGGGCGGCCCACCCCCACGACCCACCACCACUGCAGCAGACGUCAAGAUGAGACGUUUCACCCUUCCCAACCUCUUCCUCACUGUAGAAGGUCAAGACCGCAAACUCGAGGAGAUAUGUCCAGGAAUCUACGAGUAUACUGGUCACCGGAGGUCGACCAGGUCACCCAAGUCACCCAAAUCACCCAGGUCACCCAAGAGUGUGAAGAGCAGCUCCCCCAUGAGUCCCCGAGGUGGUCACUGCCACUGUCACUGUACAGCACUGCCCAGACAGGAUGACCAAGGAUCCUCAACAGCUCCUCACCAAGUCCUCGCAGGAAGCGACCACCAUACAGUCACAUACUCCUCAGUGACCGUAAACCAUCAGCUGGGAACCUUCUGGCUACCACCUUCGGUAUAGUGGACCGUGACUCAGU
Cherax quadricarinatus is the source of this 3467-nucleotide messenger RNA. NCBI's taxonomy places the organism in Eukaryota, Metazoa, Arthropoda, Malacostraca, Decapoda, Parastacidae. The record is from RefSeq and is a predicted model, not a curated record.